UCCACCCACUAUUUCCUCCAAUCAGCUCGAAGGGGCGGGCUCUGACAGUAUUCCAGACAAAAUGGCGGAUGUUGUUGUUUUGCCGCAGGGUCAGUGCUAAUCGGAGUUCGCCUUUUCACCGAUUUACUGCAAGAAAAUACAUACAUAAUAUCGUUGGCGACAACCUUCAUCGUUGUAAGGUUUUGCGAGGUGGACUGUAAUGAAAGGCAAAGAAAGGUCGCCGAUUAAAAAGCGCUCUCGGGUUUUGGAUGAUAUCCGAGACAGGGGAGGAGGCCAUCCGCCCAGCAAGAAAAUGGGGGCUAUCUCAGUUUCCAGUGGGAGCAAUAAUGGAAAUAGCUCGACUAAAAGUGACGCAGGAUCUACAAGAAGGAGUUUGUUGGGCGAAAAGAGAGACAGGGAUUUUGACGGGCAUGUUUCCAGUCGAUCCGGCGUGAGUAACCAUAGUUAUCCCGGUGCUGUUGCUAGCGCUAUCGGUAAGAACCACAACUUGGGCUUGACUCUCGAUUUAGCCACUGCAAGGACUAGUAAUUCUCGUGGCGAGCGUGCUCUGCCUCUCCCCAACAACAACGAAAGUGAGUACAAAACUCUUAAAAUCAGUGAAUUGGGAACUCAGUUGAGCGAUGAAGACAUCGAAGACGGACUUUUCCACGAAUUCAAAAAAUUUGGGGACGUGAGUGUCAAAAUAAGCCGCAGCAACGACGAGAGAAUCGCGUUUGUCAACUUCAGAAAGCCCGAGGAUGCCAGAGCAGCUAAACACGCCCGGGGUAGGUUAGUACUUUACGACCGUCCUCUGAAAAUCGACGCAGUGUACAUAAACAGACGGAGAAGUCGCUCUCCAGUUGAGAGAGUUGACAGAGACCCUUAUGUUGGAGCCCCAGGGCACAGACACCUUCACACCCAGAGACCCCUCUCCCCAUCAGGGCUUGGAUACAGAGACUACAGACUACAGCAGCUGGCACUUGGGCGCCUCCCUCCUCCCCCACUUCCCCCUUUGCCCAGAGACCUAGAACGGGAGAGGGAGUUUGCCCUGUUUGAAGCCAGGUCACGCCCAGGUCCUGCUUUCAUUGCAGAGAGAGCUGCUGCUUUCCGCGAGGAGGAUUUUAUCUCUCCCGAGGAUGACCAAAGAGCUAACAGAACGCUGUUUCUGGGCAACUUGGACAUUACAGUCACAGAGACGGACCUGAGGAGGGCGUUUGACAGGUUUGGGGUGAUAACAGAGGUGGAUAUAAAGCCCACACGGGGACAGACCAGCACAUACGGAUUUCUGAAGUUUGAGAACCUAGACAUGGCCCAUCGCGCCAAACUCACCAUGUCUGGGAAGAUAGUGGGCCGUAACCCCAUAAAGAUUGGCUAUGGUAAGGCCACCCCCACCACACGCCUAUGGGUGGGUGGGCUCGGACCCUGGGUCCCCCUUGCAGCAUUGGCCAGAGAGUUUGACCGCUUUGGUACAAUAAGGACCAUUGACUACAGAAAGGGGGACACCUGGGCUUAUAUACAGUACGAGAGCCUUGAUGCUGCUCAGGCUGCGUGCACUCACAUGCGUGGCUUCCCUCUGGGGGGGCCCGAGAGGAGACUCAGGGUGGACUUUGCAGACACAGAGCACCACUACCAGCAGCAGUUCCUUCAGCCUCUUCCUCUACCCCCCUUCGACAUGGUGGCAGAGGCUUUCAUCCACCGAGCCACAGCUGAGCCGCUGAGGGACAGAGAAAGGACUCCACCGCCGCUCCACUUCAGAGAGAGAGAUCUGGGUUUCCCCGGGGUUGAGUGGCCCCCUAACCCGGCUAUGCGUGAACGAGUACGUCCCGGGGUCUUUGAGCUACCAGAUCACCUGCAGCGGGACCGGCGGCCGGGGGGGAGGGAGCCCUGGUCUCUGGAGCGUGAGCUGGUGGGGCGCGGCGGCGACCCGGGACGGAAACGACGCCUCAUGGACGACGGUCGCCAUCUUGAUGUCUCUCCUGACAGCACUGACCGCACGGCACGCCGGCGCAGAGGUGGCCCAUCCCCAGACGGUAGCCCCGACGGAGGCCGCUUCAGUGACUCAGAGCGCCCCCCUCGCGGCGACGACAGACCCUCCCCUGGACGAGACCGCCGCCCCAGUCUGGAGCGUCCUGGCGGAGGAGACAGGAGAUUGAAGAACCAGGGGAAUCUCGCUGAGAGAGGGGCCUCCAGCAGUGGCCUCACAUCUUCAACAGGGGAGCGGAAACGUAAAGCCGGCGACAGCAGAGGACCCGGAGCUAAGAGGGAUCGCUCCUCAGACCAGGGCGGCCCUAAAGGCAGUCAGUCAUCCAAGCUGAGCCUGGCCUGGCACGGCAUGCUCCUCCUGAAGAACAGCAACUUCCCCGCCAACAUGCACCUCCUGGAGGGUCACCAGGGCGUGGCCAAGGACCUCCUCGUCGACGGCCCCACGGGGAGACAGGUGGGCGAACUCAAGAUCACCCAGCGUCUCCGCCUCGACCAGCCCAAGCUGGACGAGGUCUCCAGACGCAUCAAAGCGGCCGGCCCCGGUGGCUACGCCGUCCUCCUGGCGGUUCCCGGUUCCGGUGGCGAGGAGGUGUCGUCGACGGACCCUGCAGCUUCCACCCAGCGUCCUCUCCGCAAUCUGGUGUCCUACCUGAAACAGAAGCAGGCAGCUGGAGUCAUCAGCCUGCCCGUUGGAGGCAGCCGGGAUAAGGACCACCAGGGUGUUCUCCAUGCGUUCCCUCCCUGUGAGUUCUCACAGCAGUUCAUUGAUGCCUCGGCUAAAGCUCUGGCCAAAACCGACGAGGACUAUCUGGUGAUGGUCGUGGUGCGAGGGCCAUCAUAACUACAAUCAGAGAGGAAGCAGGACAUCAUUGAUAUUGUACAAAAGAAAAAAAGAUGUCAGUAACUACUAUUGCAUGCUGUGUGUUGAGUUCAGCUCCAUGGGGUCCUACUACUAGAGUAGGGGUAUGAUGGGGUACUACUAGAGUAGGGGUAUGAUGGGGUACUACUAUAGAGUAGGGGUAUGAUGGGGUACUACUAGAGUAGGGGUAUGAUGGGGUACUACUAGAGUAGGGGUAUGAUGGGGUACUACUAGAGUAGGGGUAUGAUGGGGUACUACUAGAUGGGGUACUACUAGAGUAGGGGUAUGAUGGGGUACUACUAGAUGGGGUACUACUAGAUUAGGGGUAUGAUGGGGGCGUAGGCUAUGUCACUAUUUGUUCCACCAAAAUAAAUAUGAAAUGCCCUCUUGAAAGUCAACAAAUGUGUAGGCAAAUUGUGCAACCCUGUUUUAUUAAAUAAUUGUGUGCUCAUUUCCAGACAGUAUUAUAAAAGGGGGACAUUCUAGAAAUACAAUCUAACUUGAAAUGAGGUAAAAUAGCACCCGUUUUCAAUUAGGAAAACUUGAAUCAACCGCUGUGUGAGAGAAGGCUCCAUUCCAACAUUUGGUCCACUGUUAGUGUUCCAUUGAUCGUAUUAUAUACAGAUCCUUCAGAAAGUAUUCAAACACCUUGAUUAAUUCCACAUUUUCUUGUGUUACAGCCUGAAUUUAAAAUGGAUUUAAAAGAAGUUUGUCUCUCCCAUCUACACACAAUACCCGACAAAGUGAAAACAUGUUUUUAGACAUUUUUGCCAAAUUUAAUUUAAAAUUAAAUACAGAAUGAUCUCAUUUACAUGAGUAUUCACACCCCUGUAGUCAAUACUUUGUUUCUAAGUACCUUUAGCAGCAAUUACAGCUGUGAGUCUUUCUGGGGUCAGUCUCUAAGAACUUUCCACUCCAUUUAUUAUGCUUCCUUCAUUUCUCGCCGUCAGUUAGGUUAGUAACUACUACACUGUUGAUCCACCCUCUGUCAUUAAAACAUCAUGUUAAACACUAUUAUUGCACACAGAGCAUAGUCCAUGCAACUUAUUAUGUGACUUGUUAAGCACAUUUUUUACUCAUGGACGUAUUUAGGCCAUAACAAAGGGGCAAGACAUUUCAGAUUUUCAUUUUUUAAUUCAUUUGUAAAAAUAAAAAAAAAAAUAAAAAAACAAACAUAAUUCCACUUUGCCGUUAUGUGGUAUUGUGUGUAGGCCAAUGACACAUCUCAAUGGAAUCCAUUUUAAAUUCAGGCUGUAACACAACAACAUGUGGGGAAAGUCAAGGGGUGUGAAUACUUUCUAGAAGGCUCUGUAGAUUAGGCUGCUUUAUGCUUCAUUACAAUCAUUUUGUGUCAUUUACAGUUAAUUAUAUAUUUUUCACCUCAAGGCCCUUUCUAAAAGUCCUGAAUUAUGAAGCCAAGUGUCACAUUUUGAGAAAGAUACCAUCAGAUCUGUUUGACGAGGAUAUAAAUCAUAUUUCGAUUUCUCACAAAAAAAGUAUUUGGGGACAAUUAUGUUGGGAUAUGUCAUCACUUGACAAAAUUGACUUCCUGUCUUUCUGUAAUACAUGAAAAUGGUUCAAACCUAGGAAUCGAAUGUCCCUAUGCACAGUAGGCUAUCUGUGGUGAGGUUAGCCCACACCUCUAUGGUUAAGGAAUGGUUCAUGACACUACAAAAUGGGCCGAGACAAUGGGGUUUAGUUGCUGAGUGUAAACUCAACCUAACUUGUCUGUGGUGUGAAUAUAGUGUAUUCAAUUGGUUUCCAAAUGUGUUUUAAUGUUUAAGCUACUCACCAGUAAUACUUGGGCGUAUUGAGAGGCUGAAUAAGAAAUAUAGAGGUGAUUUUUGCCCAGCUAAUAUACUGUAGGAUGGGCCCAUCAAUGCAAUGACGCAACAAACACACAGCCCACUAAGAGAGAUGCUAAGGGUAGAUUUUAUUGUGUGCAUUUUCUUUAGCACCACCUGACCCUUGGUAGUAACUUGUGACCUAUAACCUUUGACCUAUAAUGUGUGGUAAAAUUACACUAGAGAUAAAAACAAACUUAAGCUUUUGUUGUUGUUGACAUUUGUUGGUCCGGUUUCAUUCAAUUAAUAUACCAAUGUUUGUUGCCAAGUUUGUCUGAAUAUGACAGUAUUUUAUUGGUAAUCAUUGCUAACAAAUGAUUUAUGGUAAUCCUAAUAAUCAAUCAGUUAAAAGGCUAUUCAACAUUUGGAGAAACUGAUCAUUUUAGUUUUUUUAAGUUUUUUUGAGGAAAACUGAAAUUGUAGGUUUGAUAAGUUGUAGUGCUAUUAUUUUUUGUAUUUUUAAACCACAAUGUUUUCCCCUUUUGCGGCCAGCAGAAAACAGCUAGAUUUGUCAGACUUAAUAACCUACUGUUGGUAACAUUUUAUGGCAGUUUUUUUUUUAAACUGAGUUGUAGUUUUAGGAUGUUUUAAGAGGAGGUUGGUCUGGUUUAUCUGUUUGAAAAACUGUAUGAGAAAAAAAAUCUGUAUUUGUCUCACCGCCUCAACUGUGGACUUCCUAUGGCUCAAACCUCGCAGGAAACUCUGAAGAGAAGGAAACUACUUAGUAUUUGUGUGUUUUCACUGAGAAAGCAGCUUUUAAGUUGUCUUCUUUUGUGUUCUGUUUUAAAUGGAGUAAUAUGACCCUCUGGCUUUGUGCUGUGUACCUGGUUUCAUUGGGAAGACAAGAAAAGGGGAAAUCCUCUUCCCACACUGCGCUUACUGCCAAGCUGUUUAACACACACAGAGACAAAGUGCAUUUAUGCACUUAUUUGUCCUCCGAAUAUCAAUAAAUGUUCAUUUGUUGGAAACUUG
This is a messenger RNA of Oncorhynchus keta (chum salmon), 5637 nucleotides long. It is a transcript of the gene rbm15, whose product is annotated as RNA binding motif protein 15. Gene Ontology annotation, molecular function: mRNA binding. The record is from RefSeq and is a predicted model, not a curated record. Gene Ontology annotation, cellular component: nucleus. Gene Ontology annotation, biological process: regulation of alternative mRNA splicing, via spliceosome. NCBI's taxonomy places the organism in Eukaryota, Metazoa, Chordata, Actinopteri, Salmoniformes, Salmonidae. The transcript has a single exon. Bases 200 to 2803 code for a protein of 867 amino acids.